AUGGCUCACGAGGACGCGUCUGUUAGCGAUAAUGAAACCCAGGGAAACAAGCGAGAAUCAAACCGCAUAACUCUCGUCGACCACACCGUGUCGACGGAAGAGCCGAGCUCCGGCAUAGAACCGUUGACCACCCUAACUGGCAUCUCUCAGACUUUAACACACGGGUCCAUCCGUCAAACACUUGCAAGGAGGAAGUAUCAACGGUCAAAGUGGCAAGAGGGUAGAGACAGUCAAUCGAAUGUUAACAGUUCGCCAAACGUCUCCGAGGAGGGAGAAGGUAGCACGUCUGCAAAGGCUAAGGACACCUUGGCCCAGAAGCUGACCUCGGACGGUUCUGACGGCGACGCCUGGGGUAAGGGAAGGGUGCGUCGAGGCGGGGAAAAGGUAAAGGAUGCUAUUCGAACGUCGAAGCCGAAAGGGGCAAAACUCGAAAUUGACGACCCCGAUUCACACAUUGACGUCCUGUACGAGAAUCAAAGAGGGUUCUUCUUUGCCGGCAUACCUCGAUUCUCGUCAAACUCGCUGCUGAACUUCGAUCCUGUCGCUUGGCUUGACAGUCGACACCGCCCCUCCGCAGUCAACAUUACAAACGCUCAGGUUCCCGACCCGAGCUGGGAAUGGUCAUGGCGGUGCUGGUACGUGGAUAUGUCGGGAGACGUGGACGAAGAGGGCUGGGAAUACAGCUUCUGGUUCGGCAAAGGUACAGCCUGGCACGGGACGCAUCCGUGGUUUCAUAGUUUUGUCCGGAGGAGACGGUGGCUGCGGAAAAGAUGUAAGCGGAAGACUGCGAAACCGAAAGAGGCAGCGCACGCGCUGACGAGCGACUAUUUCACCAUUCACUCGAAGACGAAGCACAAUGAAGAGGACAUGGAUAGCACCACAAGAACUGAGAAAAGAGCUCGUUGUUCCGUUGCAACGAGCAGUGCGUGGGAUGCAAAAAACUGCGAAGACCAGGCUGACACCAUGGAAGUUACCAACAUUCCGGACUUGUUGAGAGGGCUGCGGGCCGCAGCCAUCGAUCGGGAGAAGAUCGUGUUGGUUCGGAGGUUCUUGACGGACGGUGGGGAGGAGCUGCAUUAUCUGGCUGAAAACAUGGAGCACAUCAUGAAACUUCUUGUUUUCCAGAAUUCCAGGAGGCAAUUGCUAUCUAUGCUCAUGCAUGAAUUCGAAGCGGCCGAGCGUCAUCGAAACGAGCAUAAGGAGAGGGGAGAAGAGGAGAAGGAGAAGGAGAAAAUACAUAUCGACAACUUGUUGAAGGCCGUUGAGGCUGCAGAUGCUCAAUGCAAACAAUUGGGAUACUGGUCCGACAUCAGAGGGAUGGCCAGAAACGGUGAGAUACUACAUGCAUCCGAUCAUAUACAUGGAUGGGAUCACGCAUGGGAUGGCCUUGAUACCAGUGGGCCUGAUUCGAAGGUCGAAGCUCCUUCUGAUUUGCUAGAUGAUAGUAAGGGGGAACUGAGAAGGCAAGAUAAAGGCAAGCGACCUGUUUAUGAGACAAACGUGAACCGGGCGUCCAACACUGCGAUCGAUGGCCAUAUGAAGAGCGAACAAGCAGCACAUUCAAUUGAGGUCCCAGGAGAACUUGCUUCACGACCAAGCGUAGACUCUAAUCGACACGAUGUAUUUUACUCUCCACAGGAGGAAAAACCGCAGGCGCAAGCUGUGCCGCUUAGGGCGGAGACCGAUGCCGUGCAACCGGUGACUGAAACUCCUACGCCAUCACAGGAGAGCCGGUUAUCGAUCGACACCUUUCAGUCGGCACACAGUGAAGCUGGGGAAAAGGUUGAAGAAGAUGAUACUGCGACGGAAAAGGCACCGUCAGAGGACGAGCACGAAUUAGGUACACCACCAACGGGCGCUACGCCUAUUGAUGCGCUAACACAGGUGUUGAACGGACAAACAGAGGAAGGCAAAUCCAUGUCAUCUCAAGAGAAGACCUGA
Messenger RNA from Verruconis gallopava, 1941 nucleotides. RefSeq lists its product as uncharacterized. NCBI's taxonomy places the organism in Eukaryota, Fungi, Ascomycota, Dothideomycetes, Venturiales, Sympoventuriaceae. The transcript has a single exon. Bases 1 to 1941 code for a protein of 646 amino acids. The record is from RefSeq and is a predicted model, not a curated record.